AUGACAAUUGACAAGCUAAUUGGAAUUCAAAUGAUCUUGGUGGCUGCCUUAGUCUUUAUUUAUUACACAACUUGGGUUUUUGUUCUUCCAUUUGUUGACGAGAACUCGUUUUUAAAUAAGUACUUUUUACCAAGAGAUUAUGCUAUUAAGUUGCCCUUGUUACUUUUGCUCAUUGGUGGACUUGGUGUAUCAAUGUUUAUUGCAAGAGUUUUGAUAAAGAGUCAAGAAAAUAAAAAGAGUAAGAAGAAACUGCAGUAG
Messenger RNA from Lodderomyces oxycetoniae, 258 nucleotides. It is a transcript of the gene DPM2, whose product is annotated as Dpm2p. NCBI's taxonomy places the organism in Eukaryota, Fungi, Ascomycota, Pichiomycetes, Serinales, Debaryomycetaceae. Gene Ontology annotation, molecular function: enzyme regulator activity. The coding region runs from base 1 to 258 and encodes 85 amino acids. Gene Ontology annotation, cellular component: endoplasmic reticulum membrane; dolichol-phosphate-mannose synthase complex. The transcript is spliced from 2 exons. The record is from RefSeq and is a predicted model, not a curated record. Gene Ontology annotation, biological process: GPI anchor biosynthetic process.